CAAGCAUAUUUUAAAGAAAACAAGCAUAGCACGCUGUGCGUAGGAAAUCCCCAAACAUUGAAAAUCAAGCCGCAAAUUCAAAAUGCCGUCGUUGGAGGUUAGCGUAAACAAAGUGAUUGUCCACCCGCUGGUUCUGUUGUCGGUCGUGGAUCACUUCAAUCGCAUGGGUAAAAUUGGCAAUCAGAAGCGCGUCGUAGGCGUGCUCCUUGGUUGCUGGCGCUCCAAGGGUGUACUAGAUGUCUCUAAUAGCUUUGCGGUUCCUUUUGAUGAGGAUGACAAGGACAAAUCAGUGUGGUUUUUGGAUCACGAUUACUUGGAGAACAUGUAUGGCAUGUUCAAAAAGGUGAAUGCACGCGAACGCGUUGUGGGCUGGUAUCAUACUGGACCGAAGCUGCAUCAGAAUGAUAUAGCCAUAAACGAGCUCAUUCGCCGCUACUGUCCAAACUCUGUGCUGGUCAUCAUAGAUGCCAAGCCAAAGGACCUGGGUCUUCCGACAGAAGCGUAUAUAUCCGUUGAAGAGGUGCACGACGAUGGGUCGCCCACUACCAAAACUUUUGAGCAUGUGCCAAGUGAGAUUGGCGCCGAAGAGGCCGAAGAAGUGGGCGUUGAGCAUUUGCUGCGUGAUAUUAAAGACACCACCGUUGGCAGCUUGUCCCAGAAAAUCACCAACCAGCUAAUGGGUCUAAAAGGCCUGAAUGCGCAAUUGCGUGAUAUAAAACACUAUCUACAGCGGGUCGGAGAAGGCAAGAUGCCCAUCAACCAUCAGAUUGUCUAUCAGCUGCAGGACAUAUUUAACCUUCUGCCGGACAUAACCAACGAUCAGUUCACGGGCACCAUGUACGUAAAGACCAACGAUCAGAUGCUGGUCGUCUAUUUGGCGUCCAUGGUCCGUUCGAUAAUCGCUCUGCACAAUUUGAUUAACAACAAGCUGGCUAAUCGCGAUGCUGAGGAGGGCAAGAAGUCAAUUGAGAGUGAUGGCAAGGACAAGAACAAGGAAAGCAAGGAUAAAGAGAACAAGGACACUAAAGAUAAGGAUACCAGCAAGAAAGUCGAUGAGAAGUCCGACAAGAGCAAAGACGAGAGCGGCAAGAGUAGCAAGAAAUAGGAGCGAAAGAAAAAACGCAAAUCACGUCGCAAACGGAAAAAGCACCCGCCAGAGGCGUAAACAACACUAAAAGCCUCAGACAUCAUGGGCUGAAGCGGCAGUGAGAACAUAAACUUUAACUUUGGCCAGCUGAGUGGGAGGUGUUAAGCAUGUCAACAAACGUCGAAACGAAAUAGCAUAUAUAAUUCCUCUUCAUAAAAUAUUACAUAAAUAUAUCGUACCUAGUUAUAUAUAUAUAUAUAUUAAUAAACGCAGCAAGAUCCUCUUUAACUAAUUUGUAUAGCUAUGUAUGUACGCU
Messenger RNA from Drosophila navojoa, 1403 nucleotides. RefSeq names its product regulatory particle non-ATPase 8 (gene Rpn8). The record is from RefSeq and is a predicted model, not a curated record. Gene Ontology annotation, biological process: proteasome-mediated ubiquitin-dependent protein catabolic process. Lineage: Eukaryota; Metazoa; Arthropoda; Insecta; Diptera; Drosophilidae. Gene Ontology annotation, molecular function: metallopeptidase activity; protein binding. Gene Ontology annotation, cellular component: proteasome complex; proteasome regulatory particle.